UCGGAGCGGGGAGGUUGAUGGGCCUCUGCGCAUGCGCGGAAGAGCGACGCGGCAGUGGGAGCAGCCACCACUGGCUCCCAAAGGGCUCCAGGGAGUUCUGUCCCAUCCCUCAGCCUCGCUGGAGGCACGGCGUGUGGUGCUGGGUCUCAGCGCAGAGGCCAUGAAGAUUAACCAGAACACUGUGCUGCAAGGAAAGAGGGUGACCCUGGUGCCAUACACUUCUGCACAUGUGCCCCGGUACCAUGAGUGGAUGCAGUCAGAGGAGCUGCAGCGCCUGACCGCCUCUGAACCACUCAGCCUGGAGCAGGAGUAUGAGAUGCAGUGCAGCUGGCGGGAUGAUGCAGACAAGUGCACCUUCAUUGUGCUGGACACGGAGCGGUGGUCUGGACAGGCAUGUGCGGAUGAGGACUGCAUGGUGGGGGACGUGAAUCUCUUCCUCACCAACCCUGAGGAUCUGACUUUGGCCGAGAUUGAAAUUAUGAUUGCAGAGCCCAGCUACCGAGGCAGAGGGUUUGGCAAGGAGGCAACUCUGAUGAUGAUGUCCUAUGGAGUGAGAAACCUGGGGAUCACCAAAUUUGAGGCUAAGAUUGGUCAGGAAAAUGAAACCAGUAUCUGCAUGUUCAAAAAGCUUCAUUUUAAGGAGGUUGCUGUGAACAGCGUUUUCCAAGAGGUGGCACUGAGGCUGGAUGUCAGUGACCAGGAGAGACGAUGGCUCCUGGAACAGACAAGCCACGUGCAGGAGAAGAACUAUGUUGAACUGACGCUGCCAGCUGGGGUGCUGGAGAGCUGACAGACACAUCCAGACGCAGGCCUGGUUUCCCGUGAGGAGUUGGAUGCUGUUGUGAGAUCUGGAUGGGGACGAUGCCGGUGAGCCAACACUUCGCUGGACUUUUCAUCCGUCCCCUUCGGUUACUUUGUCAUUUUGUAAACUCUGCACCUUGUUGCACCAGCCGUACUGCCUGAAAUUUGGACCUGCAGAACAGCUGCUAAUUCACAGGCUUGACUAGGAAUGACUGUAACCUUAACAAGCUGUUCCAGCAGAGCUUAAAAUCACCAGCAGUUUCUGGACAAGCAGUGCCUCCAAUUUCUGGAUCAGCAGCACCCACUGCUUUUAGAACAGGAUUCAUCAGUUCGACAGAGGCAGCGUCAAUAGGCUGGUAGCUAGGCUGUUUUCUCUUAAAUAAAAAAAAAAAGAUCUGAAGUGCCCAAGCACGAUCUGGGAGCGGCGGGGCUCGGCUGCUUGGUUUGGCUGCCGAAAGAGUAGUUAGAAGUUGUAAAGGACAGCGGUGAUUCUUUGAACCCUGUUCUCCGGGGUGUGGCGGGUUGUGGGGGGGUACAGCUGGAAGUGAGCGGCCCAGGUGUGGGUGAGCACAACCAAAGGGCAAGUUAACAUGAUAAAAAAUUACUGAUAUCAGCAAACUGACACUAGAGCAGAGCCUUGCCACGAUCACUGCGUAACAGGGGCUGGCAGCUGCAGGAGGCUGCUGAGACAAAGCCCCCUGAGCUUCAGGGCCAUGCUUUGGACCUGGAAACCUCAGACCAUCAUUGAAGGGAUAUUGCACUUCAUUUUACCAGGCUGCUUUUAUGAGAGCAAGGAGGAGGAGAGCACAACUGAAAGACAACAGUAUAGUAAUCCCCGUCUUCAGGGAACUCCAGGCUUGCUCUGCUGAGCCUGGAGGCUCUGUUCCCUGCUCUGCAGUAACAUGAAUGGGGAGAAAAAUACCUCUUACUGGGGGCAGAUAUAUUUAGGGCAGGAGCUAGCCAGCCAGCCUCUGCUGUGUUGUGUUGGAGCUCUGUGGCUGAAGAAGAGGCACUGCCUGACUCCCACUGGACAGACUUUUUAAUGCAGUUAUUUAGCCUGACCUUUCCUGCCCUACACAGCAAGCUUUCCACAGCAGGGAAGCUUGCUAAGAGAAGACAGAAGGCAAGGAGGAUAACUGAUGCUCCUGUGUGUUUUACCACUGUAAAUAGCAGCCAUAAUAGCUAAUUCCAGACCAGAAAUUAGGCAGUAUCAGGUAACAGCUUUCAGAUUUUCCCAGGGAUGUUUUUAUCAGAAAUUGGUAGACUAUGGAAUUUUUCGUGUGGCUGCGCCUGUACUUUUAGGGCCUGGGGUUUUUAGUUUUCCAAUUUUAGUUAAUUUAAAUGCAUCAUUCCUUGACCAAUAUUAAAACCAAGCGUGGGAACAGUGUAUCAUGGUAUUUUAAACAACAAGUAUUUAAUGUGGA
Molecule: messenger RNA, 2225 nt
Organism: Falco peregrinus (peregrine falcon)
Lineage: Eukaryota; Metazoa; Chordata; Aves; Falconiformes; Falconidae
Gene: NAT9
Product: N-acetyltransferase 9 (putative)
Exons: 7
Coding region: 32-790 (252 amino acids)
Biological process (GO): protein acetylation
Molecular function (GO): N-acetyltransferase activity
Source: RefSeq, a predicted model, not a curated record